Protobothrops mucrosquamatus (brown spotted pit viper) is the source of this 1601-nucleotide messenger RNA. RefSeq names its product caspase-1. The record is from RefSeq and is a predicted model, not a curated record. Gene Ontology annotation, biological process: proteolysis; regulation of apoptotic process. Bases 159 to 1601 code for a protein of 480 amino acids. NCBI's taxonomy places the organism in Eukaryota, Metazoa, Chordata, Lepidosauria, Squamata, Viperidae. Gene Ontology annotation, molecular function: cysteine-type endopeptidase activity. The transcript is spliced from 10 exons.
UCCCCCCUUUUCAAUUCAUGGGCGGGAAAAGGAAACAAUUGCCGCAAUCGGUGUGUUUCUUUCACUUUCACAAUUGCCCAGAGGUGGAAUUGCUGUUGAUCGCGAGCUUUUUGCUCCCCUGUCAUCGCUGUCGAGUAUCAGUUGAAUCUUGAGGUAUCAUGGCAGAUCAGAGGUUGGAGGAUGUGCGCACAGAGUUUAUAAAGCGUAUUAACAAAGCUAUCAUCAGCCAGCUCUUGGAUGAUCUGCUCCGUGAGAGAAUCAUGGAGGAUGAAGAGCUGGAAGAAGUGAAUACGAAAGAUAAGAGGCAGGACCAAGCAAGAAUGUUGAUCGAUAAUGUGAGAAGAAAAGGGCCUGAAGCUAGCCGGCGCUUUAUUGUCUUCCUCCAGACCCGAGAUGCUUUCUUAGCUGAACAACUGGAUCUCCAAAACUUUCCUGCUGUUGUCCAGCCAAUAGAAGGUAACAUCUCAAAGGAAGAAGUCCAGUUCCUGGAAUCUAAAAACGGGGUCAGGCUUUGUCCUCAGAAUGUAUUUCAGCAAAUACAGACUACAGAAGGCACCGAGAUCUACCCUAUCAAUGAUCCCAGGACUCGUACACGCCUGGCUUUGAUCAUCUGCAAUAUCAAAUUCGAUCACUUGAAAUUUAGAAAGGGGGCUGAGGUAGACUUGGAACAGAUGACGCUUCUCCUAGAAGAUCUGGGAUACAAAGUGGAAAUAAUGACCAAUUUAAACUCACAGGAAAUAACCACUUGCUUGAAGAAUUUUGCAGCUCGGGGAGAACACAAGACUUCAGAUGGGAUGUUUGUGGUACUCAUGUCUCAUGGCCAUCUGGACAGCCUUUGUGGAGUCAAUUCAAAAGACAAACACUCUGACAUCUUCUUCAUCAAAACUAUCUUCUCCACCUUCAACAACAUAAAUUGCCCAGCUUUGAGGGGAAAGCCCAAGGUGGUCGUUCUUCAAGCAUGUCGUGGUGAUCAUCUAUCCUGGAGAGACACUAAAACUGGAUCAUUCUUCAUCACCCAGCUAAUAGAUACUAUCAAGAAACAUGCCUGGAAUUGCAAUUUGGAAGAGGUCUUCCGGAAGGAAAUAACCACUUGCUUGAAGAAUUUUGCAGCUCGGAAAGAACACAAGACUUCAGAUGGGAUGUUUGUGGUACUCAUGUCUCAUGGCCAUCUGGACAGCCUUUAUGGAGUCAAUUCAGAAGACAAACAGUCUGACAUCUUCUCCAUUAAAACUAUCUUCUCCACCUUCAACAACAUAAAUUGCCCAGCUUUGAGGGGAAAGCCCAAGGUGGUCAUUCUUCAAGCAUGUCGUGGUGAGGAACAUGGGUAUAGGAUGGAAACUGAGGAGGACUCAGCUACAUCUGCUCCUGCCUCUCUCCAGUCUGAUUCAUGCACCAAGCAGUUGCAGACUGAUGCCGUUCAGAAAAUCCAUGUGGAGAGUGACUUCAUCUGCCUAUAUUCCACCACCCCUGAUCAUCUAUCCUGGAGAGACACUAAAACUGGAUCACUCUUCAUCACCCAGCUAAUAGAUACUAUCAAGAAACAUGCCUGGAAUUGCAAUUUGGAAGAGGUCUUCCGGAAGGUGAACCUACUGGACCAAUAA